Poeciliopsis prolifica (blackstripe livebearer) is the source of this 1562-nucleotide messenger RNA. Its product is annotated as P2Y purinoceptor 3-like. Bases 135 to 1562 code for a protein of 475 amino acids. Lineage: Eukaryota; Metazoa; Chordata; Actinopteri; Cyprinodontiformes; Poeciliidae. Gene Ontology annotation, molecular function: oxysterol binding; G protein-coupled receptor activity. Gene Ontology annotation, biological process: G protein-coupled receptor signaling pathway. The record is from RefSeq and is a predicted model, not a curated record. The transcript has 2 exons. Gene Ontology annotation, cellular component: membrane.
UUCCUCCUGAGAUCAGGUCGGCAGCAGUUCACUGACAUGGGCAUCCACAUCCAAGAUGGCGCGCAGAUGUGAAAGCUGCAGACGAGUCUUCUGAUGGAUUCCUGAAGAUGAGCUAACUUAGCUUCAUCCCACCCAUGUUUCCAGACAUCAGCGCCACUAUGCUCCAGGAUACCCUCAGCUCCGUGUCUCCUUCCACUUCCCCCACGACUCCUCCAGCUUCACCCUGCAGUAUUAAUGAAUCGUAUAAGUACAUCUUCCUCCCCAUUUGUUACUCGUUUACCUUCAUAUUUAGCAUUACUUUGAAUUUUAUCAUUCUCCACCGUUCCUUCCGUCAAGCCAAGCGCUGGAAUGCUUCCCUCAUAUACAUGGUCAACCUGGCCUCCACAGACUUUAUGUAUGGACUGUCUUUGCCAUUUCUCGUGGCGAGUUACAUAAUGCGUGACCGCUGGGUGUUUGGGGACUUCAUGUGCCGCCUGGUCCGCUUCCUCUUCUACUUCAACCUCUAUUGCUCCAUCUUCUUCCUCACUUGCAUUUCUGUUCACAGAUACCUGGGUAUCUGCCACCCGAUAAAAGUCAUCACCCUGGAGACCAAAAGAGCUGUCAAGAACACUUGUGUGUUGGUGUGGAUCGUAGUGUUCGCUUUGACUUGCCCUAUUUUCCGGUUUGCCCAGACAGGCUAUGUGACCAGAGCGGCAGGAUCGUGGACCAAUGCAAGUACAACUAUUUACAACAAGAGUCACAACAUGCCAUCAUUGAAGGAAAACGUCAGCUAUAAUAGCCUGGGAUUGCCCCAUGAGGAAUACCAGAACUGUUGGGACGAUGCCAUAGACAAAGAAUUUCUUGACUAUAUACCCUACGGGAUUAUUCUACAUUUAAUUGGCUUUUUUUUACCUUUUUCCAUAAUUGCUUGGUGUUACUCUCGUGUAGUCCUCACCAUAUUUAAGACCCUGCAUUCCCAACCCUCAUCCCGCAAAGGACCCAGAAAUAGUGAUAGCAAGGAUGUGGAGCGAAGAGGCCGAAGUGGCUCUGCAGCAGGCGGGAGACGAAACAACGGCUUGUUAAGGGGGAUGGAAAAGGAUGAAGAGGUUUCUGUUUUUCUUGGAGCCCGUUCUCCGUACGCGAGCCGCAGGCGUAAAUCCAUCAGGACCAUCAUCACCAUUACGCUGCUCUUUGCUUUGUGUUUUUUCCCCUUCCAUGUGACCAGAACCAUCUUUCUGCUGCUGAAAGUCACCGGGAAAAUUCCCUGUGAAACCAUGACCACGGUGUCGAUGUGCUACAAGGUGACACGGCCGCUGGCAUCCUUCAACGCGUGGCUGAAUGCUCUUCUAUAUUUUCUGACCAAAGACAAGGUGGGAGCUCACUGCUGUCCAGCAGGGAGGACGAAAAGCCCACAGCAGCCCGAGCCGCUGCUGCCGCUGAGGAUGAUGGGAAAAGGAGACGGUCCAGUGGACGAAACCAUGGGAGACCAGAUCAACGACGAGGAAAAGAAAGAAUUUCACCACCUAUCAUACACAAAAAAAAAAUUGAUUAAAAAAAACACUGAAGGACAGAUAGAUAAGUAG